Messenger RNA from Centruroides sculpturatus (bark scorpion), 2291 nucleotides. RefSeq names its product solute carrier organic anion transporter family member 2A1-like. The transcript has 9 exons. Gene Ontology annotation, cellular component: membrane. NCBI's taxonomy places the organism in Eukaryota, Metazoa, Arthropoda, Arachnida, Scorpiones, Buthidae. Gene Ontology annotation, molecular function: protein binding. Gene Ontology annotation, biological process: transmembrane transport; sodium-independent organic anion transport. The record is from RefSeq and is a predicted model, not a curated record. Bases 243 to 2231 code for a protein of 662 amino acids.
AAUAUUAUUACGAAGAUAUUGUAAGUCGGUUUCUACGUUGCACAAUAUUCGAUUAUAGAAAGCUGUUGAACUAUAUUAUUAUAAAUUUUAAGAUUAAAACGUUUGUCUGUAAAUGGACGAUAAGAUAUAUUCAGAAGAUUUGAUUGAUUCAUUUCAUCAAUUUAUGUCAUGUGAGUGCUAUCAGUUUAAAAUAAAUUGCUUUUCUAAUUCAAAUAAUUUAUAUUUCGAAUAAUUGUAUCACAAUGACAAACACGAAGAAAAUAAAAAAUUCCGAAAUUGAGUUUUGUGCUGUGCCAACUUUUGAAUCUUUAUCUGAAGACGUUGCCGAAUCCGAAAAUGACGAUACCUUAUGUGGCUUAGGCAAAUGUAAACCAAGAUGGUUACAACGUUUUGCAAAUUCUAAGGCUUACCUCAUUAAUUAUUGUUUAUUGGGUAUAGUAGAAGCUGCAUAUUUUACCUGCUUCGUAGGUUCCCUUUCUACUCUAGAGAAGCGUUAUGCCUUCGAUAGUAGGAUAAGUGGAUUUCUUAUGAUCGCUGAUAAUUUUAGUCCGAUCAUAAUUAGUGUACUGAUUGGUUAUUUCGGAGGACGUGCUCACAGACCUAGAUGGAUAGCUGCUGGUAUGCUAAUUGUGGCACUCAGUUGUUUCAUGUGUGCUUUGCCUUAUUUCAUCUACGGUCCUGCUCUUCAUUUAAUAACAAAGGAUCCUAACGAACUCGUUAAACCUAAAUAUGAAUAUUGUGAUCCAGAAUCAAAUGAACAUUGCAAAAAAGAAGAAGUAUCGCCAACUAUACCAGCAAUAUCAAUUAUAUUUGUAGCGAAUUUUUUAUGCGGUUUUGGUUACACUGCAUUUUUUGCAGUUGGAACACCAUACCUAGAUGAUAAUGUAGAUAAGAAGGAUUCUCCAGUAUAUUUAGCUAGUAUGUCCGCUUUAAGGAUAUUUGGACCAGCACUUGGAUUUUUAAUUUCGUCUUUCUCUCUUCGAUAUUACGAAGACCCGUUUUUUGAUCCUGGAUUUACUGAAGAUGAUCCGCGAUGGGUAGGAGCUUGGUGGAUGGGUUUUCUCAUAUUGAGUGCUUUAAUUGUGAUAUUUAGCAUUCCAAUGUUCUUUUUCCCUCGAAGGUUACCGAAUGCUCCCAUUCCAGUAGAAAAUGAAAAAGAAUUGAGGAACGAAAUGCCGAAAUUUAAAGAUUUGCCAAAAUCCCUAUGGAUGCUAGCAAAAAAUCCAAUUUACAUGUUUAUAUUAAUCGCCGCAAUUUUGCAUAUUAAUGGUGUAGCCGGAUAUUUCGUUUUUAUGCCAAAAUAUAUAGAAACGCAAUUUCGACAAUCUUCAUCAAAAGCUAAUUUCUUUACAGGAUCGGUACCCGUAAUUGCUGUUCUGAUAGGUAUAAUGAUAGGAGGAAUAGUUAUAAAAAAACUAAGACCAGAACCUCGUUACUUGACGGCUUAUAUGGUUUUUAUCGAUUUUUUCGGUGUGUUUGGGUUUCUCGCUUCGAUGUUUCUCGGGUGUCCGCAAACUGAGAUGACAGGAACAGCAUUUACAGGUGACGAAUUAGAACUUUAUAAUGAAUGUAAUUCUGGAUGUGGUUGCACUAAAAGAAUAUUUGAACCAGUUUGCAGUAUGGAUGGAAAAUCUACUUACUUCUCUCCAUGUUUUGCUGGUUGCACUGGAUUGAAUGAUACUUCAGGAAACGAUCUAUUUACCAACUGCAGCUGCAUUUUUAAUGGAACUGGUGAUACAUUUACUACUGACGUUACUGGAGGAUAUUGCCCUCUAGAUUGCAAUAUGUUUCUACCCUAUAUGAUUGUUUUGAGUUUAAGCAAGUUCAUGGCUUCAACUUCUCGAGUUGGAAACAGUUUAAUUUUAUUAAGAUGCGUAAAUCCACAAGAUAAAAGUAUGGCUUUGGGAACGAUUGGUGCAGCAUUGUCAGCUUUUGCUUUUAUACCGUAUCCACUGAUAUUUGGGGCCAUAACCGAUUCUGCCUGUAUAGUAUGGGAGGAAAAUUGUGGCAAGACUGGAAACUGUUGGCUUUACGACACAGAUAAAUUUCGAUAUUACUUACAUGGAUUGGGUAUCACACUUUUGUUGGCAGGAAACUUUUUUCAUAUAGGAAUCUUCUGUUUGAGUCAUCGAUUGAAAAACUUUUAUGAAGAUGAAAAAGAAGGCGAAAAGGAGACUAUAAAUAUAAAACAUUUGUCAAAUUCUUUAAAAAAUGUAGCAUCAGCAACGUAACAACACCCAACUUACUUCAAAUUCAAUUAUAUUAUUAUUAAUCAUAUAUAAAUGUUAUAU